Morus notabilis is the source of this 1781-nucleotide messenger RNA. Its product is annotated as pyruvate dehydrogenase E1 component subunit alpha-3, chloroplastic. The record is from RefSeq and is a predicted model, not a curated record. Gene Ontology annotation, cellular component: intracellular membrane-bounded organelle. Lineage: Eukaryota; Viridiplantae; Streptophyta; Magnoliopsida; Rosales; Moraceae. Gene Ontology annotation, biological process: pyruvate decarboxylation to acetyl-CoA. The transcript is spliced from 3 exons. Gene Ontology annotation, molecular function: pyruvate dehydrogenase (acetyl-transferring) activity. Bases 301 to 1596 code for a protein of 431 amino acids.
AAGUAAUACAAUCUAUAUGAGAGAGAGAGAAAAAAAAAAUUUAUUUGGGAAAAUUGGAAUCUAAAUAGCAGUAGGAAUUAGUUGGGUUUGGGUGGCUUUCCCUUUGUCAGGCGGGUAUUUCCAAACUGCUUUCCCUCGUAUCCUCCGCCUCUUCACUUCUUCUCUUCCCCUUAAAAAUUUCUCCCCUCGUUCCCUCAUUUUCCAUUCUUUCUCUCUUCCAAUUCCCUCUAACCCAUUUUAUUUUCCGGUCGUCCAAACACCAGCCCCCCCACUCCCCAAAGCUCUGAAACCGCAACAACAAUGUCGUUCUCCGCCACCACCAAGUUCGCCCAGCCCGUCGUCCCUCUCAACACCUCCGCCACGCCCAGAUCCAACGACAAUCCCUCUCUCUUCUUCAAGACCUCCUCUUUUCUCGGAUCCACCCACAAGCUCCGAUUCAAUCCUCUUCCUUCUAAGGCUCAUCACCGCCGAUCCGCAGCCGUCGUCGCCGUCUCCGACGUCGUCAAGGAGAAGAAGCGCCAGGCUUCCACCAACCUGCUGAUCACGAAAGAGGAAGGCUUGGAGGUAUACGAAGACAUGUAUUUGGGCAGAGCUUUCGAGGAUAUGUGUGCCCAGAUGUAUUACAGGGGGAAAAUGUUUGGGUUUGUUCACCUAUACAAUGGCCAAGAAGCUGUGUCAACUGGGUUCAUUAAGCUUCUGAAGCAGAAAGAUUGUGUGGUGAGCACUUACCGUGAUCACGUGCAUGCGCUGAGUAAGGGUGUCCCUGCUCGCGCCGUGAUGAGUGAGCUCUUCGGGAAGUCCACUGGCUGCUGCCGAGGCCAAGGUGGUUCUAUGCACAUGUUCUCCAAAGAGCACAAUUUGCUUGGUGGAUUUGCUUUCAUCGGUGAAGGAAUACCUGUGGCGACCGGUGCUGCAUUCUCCGCCAAAUACAGGCGGGAGGUGUUGAAAGAGGCCAAUGCUGAUGAUGUGACUUUAGCGUUUUUCGGAGAUGGGACUUGUAACAAUGGCCAGUUCUUUGAGUGCUUGAACAUGGCGGCAUUGUGGAAGUUGCCCAUCGUGUUCGUUGUGGAGAACAAUUUGUGGGCAAUUGGGAUGUCCCAUUUGAGGGCUACUUCGGAUCCGGAGAUCUGGAAGAAAGGACCUGCAUUUGGUAUGCCGGGUGUUCAUGUCGAUGGGAUGGAUGUUUUGAAAGUCAGGGAGGUUGCUAAGGAGGCAAUUGCAAGGGCCAGGAGAGGAGAAGGGCCGACAUUGGUUGAGUGUGAGACAUACAGAUUCAGAGGACACUCAUUGGCUGAUCCAGAUGAGCUUCGUGACCCUGCUGAGAAGGCGCGUUAUGCUGCCAGAGAUCCUAUCACAGCGUUGAAGAAGUACUUGGUCGAGAACAAAUUGGCUAAUGAACAAGAGUUGAAGGCGGUAGAGAAGAAGAUAGAUGAAUUGGUUGAGGAAGCUGUUGAGUUUGCAGAUGCUAGUCCACAUCCACCUCGCAGCCAGCUACUGGAGAACGUGUUUGCAGACCCGAAAGGUUUUGGAAUCGGGCCUGAUGGGCGGUACAGAUGUGAGGACCCCAAAUUCACUGAAGGCACUGCUCAGGUCUAAUUACUCAAAAUUAGAGGUCUCUUGUUAUGUUGGUCAAUAGUUCUUGGAUGUAUGGUUUUAUGUUUUUUUUGCUUACCGUUAGAAGUUUCCUGUCACUCAUAAGUUGACUUAGUCGUUAUACUGUUAGCAGGAUAUGUGUUGUCAACGUGAGUUCCUUAUUUCAAUUUUGGUUAUCCUCAUCUUUA